Messenger RNA from Sabethes cyaneus, 1143 nucleotides. RefSeq lists its product as uncharacterized. NCBI's taxonomy places the organism in Eukaryota, Metazoa, Arthropoda, Insecta, Diptera, Culicidae. The coding region runs from base 130 to 621 and encodes 163 amino acids. The transcript has 3 exons. The record is from RefSeq and is a predicted model, not a curated record. Gene Ontology annotation, biological process: regulation of synaptic transmission, cholinergic; sleep; positive regulation of voltage-gated potassium channel activity.
UCUUCCAAAAGUUCUGGCAUCCUUGGUCGCUUGGGUUGGGCGUGUUUACAUUCCACUAGAUCUAAUUUAAAUGUAAUUUACUAAUUUUAAUUCAAAACUUAUUAAUAAUUGCUUAUUGUGCCUUAAAAAAUGCAUUCCACGAAAGUGUUUUUGUCACUGUUAGUUUUGCUGAUAGCAGUUGAAAAAGGUAUGGCAAUCUGGUGCUACCGUUGCACCUCGGCAACACCCGGCUGCGGGGACAAUUUUAACUGGCGCGGUAUCGGCUACCUAGGUGAUCCCUGCCCCGAGGAUGACGAUAUAUGUGUCAAAGUGACUGAACGCAAAGGCACAACGGAAACUAUCACCCGUGACUGCUUGAGUGCCCUGCAGGCAUUCCGAACGGACAUUCCGGCCGAUAAGUACGAAGGCUGUCGGCCAGCCGCUAAGGACGAGCAAUUGGCUCACUAUGUGAACAAUUCAAUCAAACAACUGGACGUAAAGCGGGACUACUUUGAACGCACUACGUUUUGCUUCUGCUUUUUGGAUCAUCGAUGCAACGGAGCUUCGCGGAAAGAAUCGGCAAUCUGGGUGGCGGUGUCGCUAGUUCUGGGGAUGUUCAUCGUACGCCGAUCGAUACUGUGAUGGUUGCGGUGUUGAUUGUAGCCCUUAUUUUUGAAUACGUUGUAUCGUCGUUGUUGAUCGGAAUCGAUUCGAACGAACAAAGCCUCCAAAACACACAUAUUGAAAUUAACCUAAUACCAGCAUAGGGGCUUAUUCUGCGAGGCAAACAGCAUGACACGGUGAAUAUGCUGCUAUUCGCGCUCGUUUCGAUAUUAGUCGGAUUGAACCGAAUGACGUACAAGUUUCAAGAUGAAUCCUUUUCAGAAUCGAUUCGAUCAAUAAUUCGACGCUUUGUAUACAGAAAUAUGGUUUUGUAAAUGAACCGUUCUAACAGUAAGAAAACAAUUGAUAACUAUAUCCGUCCGUUUAGAUAUAGGAACAGAAAUUUUUAUAAUCUCGGUUUAAUGUUUAAUGAACAAGCCUUUGAUACCGUUGUGCCGUCCGGAUCAACUCAAAAUCAACAAGUAAGUAAACAGAACUACAAUUUUAAUACAUUAUUUUAAUUGAAAAAGAGAAAAAUACAUCAUGAAUGUAGCAAAUUAG